Molecule: messenger RNA, 947 nt
Organism: Macadamia integrifolia
Lineage: Eukaryota; Viridiplantae; Streptophyta; Magnoliopsida; Proteales; Proteaceae
Product: scaffold attachment factor B2-like
Exons: 4
Coding region: 110-640 (176 amino acids)
Source: RefSeq, a predicted model, not a curated record
ACAACAACAGGAGAAAGAGAAACAAUCAUUCAAAAGCAAAGGCUGAGAAGAGAAUAUCAAAAAGAAUUCCAAAGAGAAAGCGGUGUUUCCCUACAAAGUAGAAACUGAGAUGCAAACACAAAGGCUGCAGAAUUGGGAGCAGCAACAGGCAGAACAGAUGCAGCGGGUCAUCAAGAACAUCGAAAGGGCACCAAAGGAAGAGAAUAAGGAUGAUGAUGAUGACGAUGAUAUGUCAAGAUCAUCCAGUUUCACGACCUUUGGAGCAAAAGAAGAAGAGAUUGAGAGGAAGAAGAUGGAGGUGAGGGAGAAGGUUCAGGCACAAUGGGGUCGUGUCGAAGAAGAGACCAAACGAUUAGCAGAGAUUCGCCAAGAGCUUGAAGUAUUGGCGGAUGAUCCAAUGAGGAAGGAAGUUGCUCCAGUACGUAAAAAGAUUGAUGCAAUAAACCGAGAGCUGAAACCCUUGGGACAGAGCUGCCAAAAGAAGGAGAAAGAAUACAAAGAGGCACUUGAGGCUUUCAAUGAAAAGAACAGGGAGAAAACACAACUAAUUACAAAACUAAUGGAGCUGGUAAGCGAAAGUGAGAGACUGAGGAUGAAGAAGCUUGAGGAGCUGAGCAAAAAUAUUGAUUCCCUUCACUGAGAAAUGAUCAUGUUUAUUCUGGAUUAGGCUUGGGUUUCUUUGAUUUGACAUUUUGUAAUGUUAAUGUUUCUGUUUCUGUUUCUGUUUUUGUUUAUGUGAUCCAUUUGCUUUUGAUGAGGUGUUAUUUGUAACUAAUUAAGAACAUCCUAACUUAAUCCCAUUCCAAAAAUCGAAAGUUCAAACAAUUGGGACUUUUUUGGAGAUUGGAUGCAGUUCCUGAUUCAUGAUCUAGCAUGUACAGAAUGAAAACUUCUUUCUUGAUUCUACGAGAACUUUUAUGAAAAAAGCGUUUCAUUUGCCUCUCUUC